AUGUGUCAUAUGACGUCCGUCGUUGCAAAUACAAAUGAUAGGGAGGGUGCAGCUUCUGACAAUGAGGAUUGUAACCCGUGUCCUAUACUUCACCAGUCACGAUCCUUGCAAGCUGCUGCUAAUGCUUAUCAAGGGUUGAGAGACGAACAAUACCUUCUAAAUCGAAUCCGUAAAAACAUGAACGUGGAACAAGAUGAAGUUCUUGAUGCUGCUUCUGCUCCUCAACAACUCGAAGACGGUGUCCAAUUGACUAUUGAUGAGCUAGUCGAGAUCAACCUCGGAACUGAGGAUGACCCACGUCCCACUUUUGUGAGCGUGACACUCACAAUGGAGGAACGCGAAAGUUAUCGAAUUUUCUUAACAGAGUUCCGUGACUGUUUUGCAUGGAGCUAUAAGGAGAUGCCUGGGCUUGACCCUCACGUCGCCACUCAUAAGCUGGCCAUCGAUCCUCGGUUUCGGCCGGUCAAGCAGCAACCUCGUCGAGUUUGUCCUAAGCUACAAAAUGACAUAGUUGCUGAAGUUGAUAAAUUAAUUGCUGCGGGCUUUAUAAAGGAGGCGCAAUAUCCUCGUUGGUUAUCAAGCAUUGUUCCUGUUAAGAAAAAGGAUGGUCAGCUUCGGAUUUGCGUCGAUUAUCGCGAUCUGAACCGUGCUUGUCCUAAGGAUGAUUUUCCAAUUCCCAUCACAGAGAUGGUAGUACAUGCUACCACCGGCUAUGGCGCCUUGUCCUUCAUGGAUGGUUUUUCAGGUUAUAACCAAAUUAAGAUGGACCCACAAGAUGCAUUCGAUACAGCUUUUCGAACGCCCAAAGGGAAUUUUUACUACACUGUCAUGAAAUUUGGCUUCAAAAAUGCGGGCGCGACUUAUCAACGUGCUAUGACUGUGGUCCUUGAUGGCCUCAUCCAUGAGACGGUUGAAUGUUACAUUGAUGAUCUGGUCGUGAAAACAAAGGAUCGCCAAAAGCAUCAGGAUGAUCUACGUAUUGUCUUUAAUAGGCUACGGAAGUAUCAACUAAAGAUGAACCCGCUUAAAUGUGCCUUUGCGGUACAAUCAGGUGUGUUCUUGGGCUUUAUUGUUCGUCAUCGAGGCAUUGAAAUUGAGCCAAAGAAAAUUAAAGCUAUUUUUGAUUUGCCGCCUCCCCAAAAUUUGAGUGACCUUAAAUCUUUACAGGGUCACCUAGCAUAUAUUCGACGCUUCAUAUCUAAUCUCUCAGGACGCACUCAGCCGUUCUCGAGACUAAUGAGAAAGGGUGUGCCAUUCCAUUGGGACGAGCAGUGCCAAAAUGCGCUCGACAGCCUUAAAAGGUAUUUCCUUAACCCUCCUGUCCUGGCGGCGCCUGUGAGAGGACGCCCACUAAUUCUUUAUAUUGCUACGCAGCCCUCUUCGGUGGGCGCGCUGCUCGAACAGCAUAAUGAUGAAGGAAAGGAGGUAGCAUGUUACUAUUUGAGCCGCACCAUGGUAGGUGCCGAACAUAACUACUCACCUAUUGAGAAGUUGUGCUUGGCCCUCGUCUUCGCACUAAAGAAGUUGCGACACUACAUGUUGGCGCACCAAAUUCAGCUCAUAGCAAGAGCAGACCCCAUAAGGUACGUGCUAAGCCAACCGGCCCUGAUGGGACGUCUUGGUAAAUGGGCUGUAUUUAUGAUGGAAUUUGACAUUACUUAUGUCCCACAAAAAGCAGUUAAAGGGCAAGCUUUGGCUGAUUUUCUUGCAACCCACCCUGUGCCGGACGAUUCGCCACUAGUGAUUGAUUUACCUGAUGAAGAGGUAUUUUCCAUCGGUAUUGAAUCACCGUGGGAAUUAUAUAUUGAUGGUGCAUCCCGUACCGAAACAAAUCCUGACGGCACGCUUAGCAAAAGAGCCGGGGCCGGACUCGUAUUCAAGACGCCGCAAGGCGAGACCAUCUACCACUCAUUCUCCCUCCUUAAGGAAGAGUGCUCAAAUAAUGAAGCUGAAUAUGAGGCCCUGAUCUUCGGCCUUUUACUUGCACUUUCUAUGGAUAUUCGGAAUUUGCAAGCAUACGGUGACUCUCAGCUCGUCGUUCGCCAAAUCAAUGAUAUUUAUGAGGUACGCAAACCUGAGCUGGUGCCAUACUAUGUGGCGGCACGUAAGCUCAUGGAGAAAUUUCAGAAUAUUCAAGUUUCACAUAUUCCACGAGGCAAAAAUGCCUCAGCUGACGCAUUGGCUAAACUUGCAGCAGCGCUAGUGCUCCCAGGUGGCGAGCCCGCUGAAAUAAAAAUAGAAGAGAGAUGGCUACUCCCCGCUGUCCUAGAACUUGUUCCUGAAGAAUAUGAAGUCAAUCAAGUGACGACGAUGAUUGUUGAGCAAGAUGAUUGGCGUAAGCCAUUCAUUGAUUAUUUUAAUCAUGGCACGUGGCCAGAUGAUUCGGUGGAAAGGCGCCGCCUACAACAACGCCUACCAUCAUAUAUCUAUAAGGCCGGGAUCUUGUACCGACGAUCAUUCGGUCAAGAAAUACUCCUGCGGUGUGUCUCAAGAAAAGAAGCUGAUCAAAUAUUACAAGAGAUGCAUCAUAGAGUAUGCGGUGGCCAUCAAGGGGGUGCCAAGAUAUAUCAUAGGAUCAGGUUGGCUGGGUACUACUGGCCAAAAAUCAUGGCUGAUUGCCUUAGAACUGCAAAGGCUUGUCAUAACUGUCAAAUUCAUGGCGACUUCAAGCAUCAACCACCGGUUCCGCUUCACCCUACCGUUCCCUCAUGGCCAUUCAACGCGUGGGGAAUUGAUGUUAUUGGCUCCAUUGAGCCUCCCUCAUCCAAAGGGCAUCACUACAUUCUUGCUGCAACUGACUACUUUUCCAAGUGGGCUGAGGCCAUACCUUUACGAGAAGUAAGGACGGACAACGUCAUCAACUUCCUAGAACGACAUAUCAUAUAUCGUUUUGGGGUUCCACGAAGUAUUACAUCCGACAAUGCUAAGGCAUUCACAUCCACUAAGAUGCAAAGAUUCAUUGCGAAGUAUAAUAUUACAUGGAAUUAUUCCACGGGAUAUUAUCCUCAAGCUAAUGGGCUUGCUGAGGCGUUCAAUAAGACCCUUGGGAAAAUACUUAAAAAGACUGUGACGAAGUAUAAAAGAGACUGGCAUGAUCGUCUCUUUGAAGCCUUAUGGGCAUACCGAGUUACUAUUCGUACUCCAACACAAGCAACGCCGUACUCCCUCGUUUAUGGAAGUGAGGCAGUCUUACCACUUGAAGUGCAGCUCCCAUCAUUACGGGUGGCUGUCCAAGAUGAACUUACAAAUGAUGAGCAAAUUCGGCUUCGCUAUCAGGAGCUGGAUGCUUUGGAGGAGGGUCGUCUCAACGCACUCCAAAAUUUAGAGCUAUAUCGCCAGAACAUGGUGAGGGCCUAUGAUAAAUUGGUGAAGCAGCGAGUUUUCCGCAAAGGUGAACUUGUUCUUGUUCUUCGACGCCCUAUUGUCGUUACACACAGGACGAAAGGGAAAUUCGAGCCGAAGUGGGAAGGGCCAUUUGUCAUUGAGCAGGUUUAUGAUGGUGGUGCAUAUCAGCUGAUAGAUGACCAGGGACUCCGUCCUAUGCCGCCUAUCAAUGGCAGAUAUUUAAAAAAAUAUUUCGCGUGA
Messenger RNA from Sorghum bicolor (sorghum), 3585 nucleotides. RefSeq lists its product as uncharacterized. Gene Ontology annotation, biological process: DNA integration. Lineage: Eukaryota; Viridiplantae; Streptophyta; Magnoliopsida; Poales; Poaceae. Bases 1 to 3585 code for a protein of 1194 amino acids. Gene Ontology annotation, molecular function: RNA-DNA hybrid ribonuclease activity; nucleic acid binding. The transcript has a single exon. The record is from RefSeq and is a predicted model, not a curated record.